Toxotes jaculatrix (banded archerfish) is the source of this 3936-nucleotide messenger RNA. It is a transcript of the gene rybpb, whose product is annotated as RING1 and YY1 binding protein b. The record is from RefSeq and is a predicted model, not a curated record. NCBI's taxonomy places the organism in Eukaryota, Metazoa, Chordata, Actinopteri, Toxotidae. Gene Ontology annotation, biological process: positive regulation of DNA-templated transcription. The transcript has 5 exons. Gene Ontology annotation, cellular component: nucleus. Gene Ontology annotation, molecular function: transcription coregulator activity; DNA binding. Bases 103 to 909 code for a protein of 268 amino acids.
CUGCCAACAGCUUCAGCAGCGGCUCUAUCUGGAUCCUACUACACUCACUGACAAUUAAAGGAGGCCCUUUUUUCUUCUUAUUUCCGAGGACUAUUCUUCACCAUGGGCGACAAAAAGAGCCCUACCAGGCCAAAAAGACAAGCCAAACAGACCGCUGACGACGGCUACUGGGACUGUAGUGUCUGCACGUUCAGGAACACCGCCGAGGCUUUCAAAUGCAGCAUCUGCGAUGUGAGGAAGGGCACAUCCACAAGGAAACCCAGGAUCAACUCCCAGCUGGUUGCUCAGCAGGUGGCUCAGCAGUACCCGAUGCCUCCCCCGCCCAAGAAGGAGCGGAGGGAGAGGAGCGAGCGCACAGACAAGGAGCGCACCGACGGAGAAGGAGAGCGUGCCAAUGGCGAGGGACGCCCGGAGGGUGAGCGUCCAGAGAGAGUGAGGCCAGACGGAGACAUCCCUGAGAAGGACAAGAGCGACAAGGAACAGCCAAUCAAAGACAAACCCGACAGAGAGAAGGACAUCAGCCCAGCCGUCACGAAGAAGCCCAGCAGCAAAAAGACCAGACCCAAAUCAGACAACCACCAGAGCCCACCCAGUGAUAAACACAGCAUACAGUCUGGCAAAUCAGCAACCAAGACCAACAAGAACUCGCACAUUUCCAGACCCAAACUGAAGAACAUUGACCGGAGCACUGCCCAGCAGUUGGCUAUCACCGUAGGGAAUGUGACGGUUAUUAUAACAGACUUUAAGGAGAAGACCCGCUCCUCCUCCACGUCCUCGUCCACCAUCACGUCCAGCGCGGGCUCCGAACAGCAGCACCAGAGCUCCGGCUCCGAGAGCAUGGACAAGGGCUCAUCACGCGCCUCCACACCUAAAGGGGAUCUCUCUGUGGGGCACGAUGAGUCGUUCUGAGGUCCCGCCCCUUUCCCCACCGUCCUCACCCUGCUCCACUCCCCCUUUUUCCCCCCACGUUUCUGGACACUAUGGAUCCCAUAGGGGGAGAGAUUUCACCUUUCCCAUUGCUGCCCUGCCUCCAUUCCAUGACCACUCCUGGAUGCUGAGAGGAUCUGGCUGGCUGAGAGGAACAGUGUGGUGCGCCUGUCGGGGAAACAAACGCCCUGCUUGGAGAACUUCCCUCGUGGUUACACCCAUGGCACAGGCAAGGAGAGCUGGGCUACAAAGAAUAACGGCCCCAUCCCAAACCCCCCCCCCCCCCCCCCCUACUUGCGGUAGCAUCCAGACACUUGUAUGUAUUGUUUUAUAUUUGUAUGUGGAUGUGAGGCCAAGUCGACUUUUUUUUUGUUUUUGUAAAGAAGAAUUCUUCGCUGGGCACAAUAACCACCAUCAUUUUAAUAACUUUAAACUAUUAUUACCCUUAUUUAUUACCUGUUGCACCUGUAUACUUUGAUAUUCUCCUUUUUAUGUUGAAGCUUUGCUGUGUAGCUCUGCCGAUCGAUCGUUCCUUCAGUGUUUUUAUUACAGUUUGAAAAUAAUAGGACAAGACUCGAGUCACAGACAGACAGCGCACACACACACCACACACAUGCAAACACACACAGCACACACACUCACACUGGUGCUAGAUACACUGUGAAGCGGUUUUGCAGAUUUGGGAUUGCCCAUUCACUCAAUGUGACAAAGUGCUGAUGAAUCAAAUUCUCAUUCACUUUUCUCAACAACACUGUCUCACUCUGAACACUGUCUGGACCUCCACUGGGUCCAUCUGCUUGUUCUGUACAGGUCAAUCAGAAGAAGAUCACCUGAAGUUCAGACACCUGACUUUUUCAACUAGAUUGUCUAUGAUUUAGUAUGCUAUAGCAGAUCUCUUAUACAGUAUCUUAUGUCCUUAACUGUACAGUGUAGGCUGUUGUGUAAAACACUAAAAGCUGUUAAUAUUUUCUGCAUUCCAUACUUAAAUAUUGAGUUUUCUCCGGCUGAAGGUAGAGCUGUCCUCUCAUCUCCUGAGCCAGAGUUCUUUCUGUUGAGACUGAAGGAGGGUUACACGCAGUUCCACUUGGUGAAACCAUAACGAACUGUAAAAUAGACCUGUGUUGUCAAACUGUUGUGAAUUGAUUUUCUUUUUCUUUUGUUGUGGUCCUGACUUUGAAUCUUCAUUCUCUCAACCUGAUAUCCCAGAAAACAAGUGCAAAGACGUGAACAAUUUAACAAAGAUCGACAAUUCAAUUGACUUGUUUUUAUUUUUUUAUUAAUUUAAGACUCCUGUCAUUGAAGGUUAAAAAAAAAAUACUGCAGUAGUUAAUAGAACACAAUUGCUCUUUCAAUUUUUAGAACAGCAAGGCUUAUUUAAGGGUUUUAACUCACUUUCACCUUAGCUGAUACUAGACCAACAUAAUUUCCUUUUAACUGUAUGAAAUUGUAUAAAGAAUAAAUGUGUAUAUGAUAUCUUAGUUUUAUUUAUUGAAGGACCAAAGGAAUUUCAUAAUGACAUGAUACAUAGACAGAUGAAUAACAAUUUGAAAUGCAAUUAUCUAAUGUGUGAGAUGAAUAACAGUUUAAAUAAAGACUAAUAUAAUCCAUGUAAAUGGUGUUCUUAUUGUCCACUUGUCUCUGUGCAAGGCUAAAUCGGGGCAGAGAACUCUCAGUGCUGUGAGCCCAGUUAAAGGAAGCUGCCGGCUCUGCUCUCGGUGGUGGAUGUUGCCUCAUUGUGCAGGUGAUGAGAAGCAGUCUGAGGUGUGGGUGCGUAGCUGAUAAGUAGCUCUGGGUCGGCUCCUCUCUCUCUCUCUGCCGGACCACAACAGCACGUGUAGCUGCCCUAACAGAGGCCCCAACUCACCAGUUGAGGCUCCCAGAGCAACUAAAACCAGGUUAGAUGAGGUUAACUCGUCCCAGAAAAUAUCCUAAAAGGGUCUGAGGGGCAGGAUUUGAUCUGAGUUGACUUAAAAGCCCUGCAGCUUCACACGUAGGGAUGAUAAUCAUAUGUGUUGUAAGCAAUGUUUGAAGUCCAGGAAGAUAUGUGUUCAUAACUUGUUUCUGCUCUUGAGCUAUGGUUAAUAUGUAAUCAUGUACUUUAUCGCAUCUGAAUAUGGAAUCAGUGUUCAAAGUGAGGAAAAGCAAUGUGAAUAGAACUAAAAAAAAGUGGGACUGCUGGGUAAAAAAAGGGGGUUUUAUUCUCAGUAAAUAACUGGAGAAAACACGGGGGGUGUUUUGUCCAGUUUUUACUGAGAAUAAAACCCUGCUUUGUAAUGCAAUCUGUCAGAAAUGGGCCCAAAAAGCCAUCUUUUCACCUGCCUUAUCUGCAACCACAUUCACUUGACUGAGUACUCCAACAGAAAGGAUUCAUUGUUAAAUUAUUGACAAAUGGCCAUUUGCUGAGUAUAUGAAUUAUUGCUUGUAAAUAGAAUUUUAAAAAGGUGCAAAAGCAAACACUAUGAAUAAUGGCAUUGGAGCUGAAGUCUUUUGUUUCCUGUUUCCUUUCCGCGCAAGCAGUUCUGUUCUUGUGUGCGACCAGUAACCUUAAUUUACUGUGUAAAGAUGGUUACAUUUUUUAGCUUUGUUUGUCAGAGACCCAAAUAUAGAAUGCUUGUUUUACUGACUGUAUAACCUUAAACGUGAAUUUCCAAUUAAGUGUAUUAUACAAACUCAUUUCUUCCUAUAACAAUGUCUUGUACAAUGCUUUUAAAGUUACUGCUCGGUUAAAAAAAAAAAAUGGGGAAAAAAAAUUGUAGGGACAGUACAAUACUCCAUUCUUUGUUUAAUCCAGUUUUAGUUUUUAUAUUUUCUUUUCUUUUCUUUUUUUUUUAACUUGAUGAUGUGUCAUUGUUUCCCCUUGUGAAAUGGUCACAUUAUGUUCCUGGUGUGGAAAUGUACGCAGCAUUUUCAGCGGAUCACGGCUCCUUGUCUAGCUUAUAAUGUUAAAAUAAUACAUGUUUCUGGCAUGUGCACGACUUUUGCGCUUAUAGGCUAACCUGAUCAUUUUCC